Molecule: messenger RNA, 2841 nt
Organism: Parnassius apollo (apollo)
Lineage: Eukaryota; Metazoa; Arthropoda; Insecta; Lepidoptera; Papilionidae
Source: the annotation of a GenBank genome assembly
AUGGAAACAUUAGCUGAACUUAACUUGGAGGUAGUUAAUACGGGAAAAAAGCCUACUUUUAGUGCAUACAGAAGAGACACCCUCUGCUCCAGCAUUAUAGACAUUACCGCCUGUACAACAUCACUAUUGCAUAAGAUUGAGAAUUGGAGAGUUGACGAUUCCUUUUGUACUUUAUCUAAUCAUAAGCCAAUUCUUUUCAAAUUUAGUACGACAACUUCAUUUAUUGAGUCAAAAAUCAACAGCACCAGGAAAUACAAUACAAGGAAAGCAAACUGGAGCCAUUUCAACGUUGAACUCAAGAGGGCACUAGACAACAACGGCCUAACCAAAGAAAGAAUAGGAGUUAUUAGGACGACACAGGAGAUUGAUGAAUUCGUAAAAACAUAUACAGAAUGCAUAACAAAUGCAUGCGAUGAGACGAUUCCGAAAAUAGAACGAAAACAGUUACCAAAAGCCGCUAAAUGGUGGAACACCGAAAUUAAAGAAAAAAAGGAGAUCAUGAUCAGAUUACGAAGAAGAAUAAGGAAUGCACACCCUACAAGAAAGAACUGGGUCAUAGAACAAUAUCUCGAAGCACGUAAACAAUAUAAGGAAAGUAUAGAAGACGCCACAACCAAAAGCUGGAAAGAACUAUGCACGAACGAGCAGAAAGAAAACGUGUGGCAACGCACAUAUCGGAUAUUGAAGGUCUGUUCUAAUGUGGAGGGAGACAAACUGCUCAAAGACCAAAAUGGGACAAUCCUUUCAGAAAAAGGGUCAGCAACACUUCUAGCUGAAACCUUUUACCCCAAAGAUAAUCCAAACACCGAUACUAAGGAACAGGAUGACAUAAGAACAAAAACAAAUGAACUUAUAGCACAACUCGAAAACAAAGCAUUAGAAGUUAAGACACCAUUCGCUAGAACUGAAGUAGAUCAAAUACUAAGCAACAUGAGCCCUAAAAAAGCCCCGGGAGGAGAUGCAAAUGCCAACAGUAUCUGGUGGGGAUGCGUUGCAGAUGACAAAAGAGGAACCUGUAUAACUGAGACAUUGGCUGAACUAAACCUGGAAAUACUAAAUAUAGGUACGACUCCAACGUUUAGUGCUUAUAGAAUGGGCAUACUUUGUUCUAGCAUUAUCGAUAUCACUGCUUGUUCAGCUUCCCUACUACAAAAAAUUAAAAACUGGAGAGUAGACGACACAUUCUGCACGUUAUCUAAUCAUAAGCCUAUCCUGUACCAGAUGGAACUCGAGAAUAUAAAACUAGACAAAGUAAUCAGCGUUACAAGAAAAUAUCACACAAAAAAAGUAAAUUGGGUGCACUUCAAAACAGAACUGACUAAAGAAUUAGAAGAAAUAGGUAUCAAUAGAGAUAAAAUCACAGUAAUAAACACAGAGCAAGAACUGGACAACUUAGUUGAUGACUACAUGCAGGCUAUAAUAUCUACAAGCGAUAAAAUAAUCCCGCAUCUAAGGGAAAAAAGAAUUGAGGAGUACACAAGGAAUAUAGAAAGAGCUUCUACAAAGAGCUGGAAGGAAUUGUGUACCAAGGAAGAAAAAGAAACUAUCUGGCAACGAACGUAUCGCAUCUUAAAAGUCUGCACGAACAGGGAGGAAGACAAACUACUGAGGGACCAAAAUGGGGAACUCUUAUCGACAAAAGAAUCAGCAGUUCUUCUAGCUAAAACAUUUUACCCAGAUGAUAAUAGUAACACGGACACAGAAGAACAGACAGAAAUAAGGGAGAAAGUAAAAGAAUUUAUUACUCAGAUUAAUAACCAACAGAUUGACACCACGCAACCUGCUUUUAUUAUAAUGGCUCCUGGUUGUAACGAAUCACCUAUUUUGCCCGCGACUGCGGAAGAAGUCACAAGUAUUUCCAAGUACAACGAAGUGGUUAAUAAGUUAGCAACAUGCAUUGUAAGUGCAGUAAAUGAUGCUAAGAGUGUAACGGCCGCAAACAAACGACUGAUUACAAUUGCGGCAGAGGAAAUACGGAGGGCUAAUUUGGUCCUUACUAACAUUACUUCCACGAUUUCGAACCCUGCUGAGGAACUGAAAAAUGACAUAAUCACGAGUGUUAGAGAGGAGAUUAAUCAGUUAAAGAAAUCAAUCAACAAUACCGCCCAGAAUCGCUCAUCGUAUGCUGAAGUUGCGUCAUCGAACGUUCACCAAUCUACAACAAAAAACAAACAAACUGCAGCCCCACCUAUUACCAAGCCAGCGAUAAUUGUCACCCCCAAAACAAAAGUCCGAAAUAAACAGGAAGCAAUAAAUGUUUGGCGUAAAAGCAUAAGCAUAAGCGCUUCGAAAUAUGCACCGACUCGCGUCCAAGCUGUAUCUAACAAUAAAGUUCGCGUCGAGUUCGAUAGCGAACAGGAUCGAGACGAAACUUUGAAACGCCUUUCCGAUUCGAAGGAUGUGACUGCUGAACCGGCAAGAAAGUUUAGGCCCAUGAUCAUUCUUAAAGGAAUCUCUGUGGACACGGCAUCUGAGGAGCUACUCGAUAUCAUUAAAUUCCAGAAUGCUGACCUAACCGAACUUAUCACGCAACAAGACGACUUAAGACUAUGUUUUAAACGCAUGAAUAAAAACCCCAAUCUAUACAACGCGGUUUUCAGAGUUCAACCAAAUCUUUGGCGGAAAAUCAUUAACAUAGGAAGAUUAUCUAUAGACCACCAGCGUAUUCAUGUUGAAGAAUUCUCACCAUUUAUGCAGUGCCAUAAAUGUUAUCAAUUUGGACACACUAAAAAUAAAUGCACUGCAGAGAACACAGUUUGCGGAUAUUGUUCCGAAACCACUCACCAUAUUUUUAACUGUCCUCAUACAGCCAAUUGCGCGCACAGUGCACUAACUGCGUAG